This is a messenger RNA of Triplophysa dalaica, 6418 nucleotides long. RefSeq names its product vesicle amine transport 1 (gene vat1). Gene Ontology annotation, molecular function: zinc ion binding; oxidoreductase activity. Lineage: Eukaryota; Metazoa; Chordata; Actinopteri; Cypriniformes; Nemacheilidae. The coding region runs from base 265 to 1719 and encodes 484 amino acids. The record is from RefSeq and is a predicted model, not a curated record. The transcript is spliced from 6 exons.
UUUUUUCUCAAUAGUUGUCAGAGGCUCGGGUCACUCGCUAGACGUCGCGAGGCAUCUUCUACUCCCUUUCUUUCUCUCUCUGCCUCCCCGUCAUCCACCUUCUCAGACUGAAGCAUCCUUUAGCAAAAGCUGAGAAAAGAGCGUGGACCGUAUUUUUAGGUCGUUUGUGUUAACAAAGCAUUUGAAUAGCCGCCCGUUUCAGGUCGCGAAGCAAACGCAAAUCUCCACGUUUUUCCUCAAACUUCUCACACUCCAACUCUGAACAUGUCCGGCGAAGACGCACCUGCUCAGCAGCAAAACGCCGAGGAGCAAAAGCAGCAGCCGCAGGAGACAAAGACGCCCGCCGAGUCCCCAAAAACCGAGAGCAAACCGGACCCACCGCCCACCAGCGAAUCCACCGAGGCAGCCGCCGCUGCCGACGCUCCAGCCCCAGCCGCUGAGAAAGCCCCCGAGGAGGACACGUUCAGUUACCGGGCGCUGGUGCUCACAGGUUUUGGCGGGUAUGAUAAGGUCAAGCUCCAGGUCAAGAAAGGGAAACCGGUGCUCAAGAGCGGCGAGGUGAUGGUGCGCGUGAAAAUGUGCGGGCUCAACUUCGCAGAUCUGAUGGCGAGACAGGGACUGUACGACAGGUUUCCAUCCCCGCCGGUGACUCCUGGCAUGGAGUGCUCCGGGGUUAUCGAAGCGGUCGGGGAAGAUGUGACCGACAGAAAAGUGGGUGAUAAGGUUCUGGUUCUGAACCGCAGCGGAAUGUGGCAGGAAGUUGUUGUCGUGGCAGCUACAAACACUUUUCUGAUGCCCGAAGGCAUGAGCUUCGAGGAGGCAGCUGCACUUCCUGUCAAUUACAUCACUGCCUACAUGAUGCUUUUCGACUUUGGGAACCUGCGUCCAAACCAGAGUGUACUCAUCCAUAUGGCUGCAGGUGGGGUUGGUAUCGCUGCCACUCAGUUGUGCAAAACGGUGAAUGAUGUCACAGUGUAUGGCACCGCGUCAGCCAGCAAGCACGAGGUCAUCAGCCAGGGUGGAGUCACGCACCCCAUCGACUACAGGACAAGAGAUUAUGUCGAAGAAAUACGCAAGAUAAGCCCGAAAGGGUUGGAUAUUGUUCUUGAUCCCCUGGGAGGUUCUGACACCAAUAAAGGCUACAACCUGCUGAAACCAAUGGGGAAGCUUAUUAGCUACGGUGCCGCUAACAUGUUGUCAGGACAGAAGAAGAAUCUGUUUGCGGUGGCUAAGACCUGGUACCAGCAGUUCUCCGUCCACACUUUGAGCCUGAUUCAGGGAAAUCGCUCCGUGUGCGGGUUUCACCUGGGGUACCUGGACACCGAGACCGAGCUCAUUGCUCAGGCCAUGACGACCAUUCUGGACCUGCACCGACAGGGCAAGAUCAAGCCCCGAAUUGACUCCACUUACCACCUAGAACAGGUCGGCGAUGCCAUGCGUAGGAUGCAAGAGAGGAACAACAUCGGGAAAAUCAUCCUCACCACCGAACCCAUGAAGGAGGAGGAGAAAAAGGAUGAGGUCAAGAAAGACGACGACAAGAAGAAGGACGACAAGAAAAAAGACGACAAGAAGAAGGAAGACAAGAAGAAGGAGGAGGCCAAGAAGGAGGAGAAGAAGAAAGAGGAGCCCAAGAAAGAAGAGCCCAAGAAAGAGGAGCCCAAGAAGGAGGAGCCCAAAAAAGCGGAAGAGAAGGAGGAAGCCAAGAAAGAGGAGAACUGAGUGGAGAGCCAAGGCCUAUUGUGAAUGUGAUUUGUGUUCAUGUCCGGGGUUUUGGGAGUGGUCUGCGUGUGUGUAUGUGUGCGUUAUAUUUGUAUGUGUGUGAAUGGGUGGGGGGGUUGUAUGGUGGAGUUUGCCAAACCCCAGGUAAUUUCUCUGACAUUAAAUCUGCGAUCGUUCAGUUGGCAGAAUUCUUGCUCUGAACACACACUGCUUAUUUUCAUCAACACACACAUAUACACACACACUGUACACUAAGGGAAAACACCACUUUAUUGUGAUAUUGUAACCCGGUUGUGUUCCUAGUUCCUCUGCAUUCUCCUGUGUCCUUUCUAACUUUUCGUAUGACUGCACGCUGUCGAAGCGUGUUAGGGCAGUAUUAUCCUUUUAUAAAUAUCACUGCAAUGUUUACUCAACCAAUGUCUUCAAUUAUAUAGUAACGUAACUGAAUUCUGCACCCUGUCCAAAUAUACUACCAUGUUAUUCCUGUCAAACUAAUGCACUAUAAAAUUAUUGUUCCAACGAAAAAUUCGUUAUGUUUCUAGACGUAAGCCAAAAACCUGUGCACACACUACACCCCCCCACGUGUUUGUGUACUUGCCAUGAGAAUGCGCCUGGCUUUAGGAGGAGUGCCAUUACCGUGACAACAACGUCUGCCCUUUUUGACAGACCCCUCCCCUCUUUGUCAUGGCUUGCCGUAUGUCAUCAAAAGCUUCACCCAGAACACCCUGCACAUUAAACAAGGGCAACCACCUACGUUGCCAUUGUUUGUUUGUUUUCCAUUGGACCCAACUCACUGACAUGUAUUUGACUCCACCCUCCGGAGGAGUCGGGUGGUUUCUGAUUGGCUAAGAGAGACAACGAGCUUCUUUGAUACAGAUACGAGCACACAUGUGUAGUAACUUAAAGAAACCUCUUUGACACAUUGCCGUCUCAUUACACAUAAGCUUGACAGAAAAGAGAGGGUGGUUUAAAGAAGUUGAAUGUGAAAAUUCUGUUAUUUAUGCACCCUCACGUUGUUCUGAAACUAUAUGACUUUUAUCCUUCUAUGAAACGCAAAAGAUGAUUUUAUUAAUUGACUGCUUUUAUUGAUAUAAUGAAAGCGAAUGGGGACGGAGUCUAACAAUCUGCAACAAUACAAGAAUGACACCAUUUCUCUUUUUUGUAUUUUGAAUAUUGUGCACUAUAAAUUGAAAAUCUUCACACGGCUAUUUCAUGACAUCACAAGUCACAUGGACCAAUUUCAUGGGUUUUUUUUGGAACUUGACCCCAGUCCCCAUUCCCCUUCAUUAUAUAAAAAGAAAUGUUUUCUAAGAGAGUUAAAAAGCCAUAUAGGUUUGAAUAUUUAAUUGGAUGAACUAACCCUUUAAGCUACAGUGGCUGGCUGAUCAAUGUGCUAUGUCAUUAGACAGGCCUAGUGCUUGGAUUUUAAUGAGCCUAGCUGGCAAACAGGUCCAAUUGUAGAGAACGUUCUCUCAGGCUUUUCCCAUCGUCCUCGCUCUCUCUCGCAUUGUAUGAACUCUUGAGACGUGGAAGCAUAUGGAGGGUCAGAUAAAGACAGGAGUGGCCUUUCAUUCCUGAACCUCCUCCAGGAUUCCAGGGCGCUUUCCGCCCCUCAGUCCCGUGACGGAUCACCAUCCGAUGAUCCGCAGCAUGCUAGUUGCGUGCAACAUUUAAAUAUGAUGUCCACUCAUCUAGCUUUCUCUCUCCCUCUGUUAGAGUUUGCGUCAUUGCGGUUGGUAUGGUAACAGCAGUUAGUCCGGUUAGAGAGGACAGUCAGGUCUCAUCCCCCACAUCCCCACAGACCUGCAAAACAUACUACAGCAAGAUGUCUAAAACACUACCGCUUUUUAUUUUCCUCAUACUUUUAACCUCCCUGCUUUUAUAAACAUUUAAAUAACUUGCACACUCCCUGAGGGAUGCGGUUACUCCCUCUGCCUUCUCUCUUAGACGCGUCAAUCAAAUCCUCCGGCUCCUCCCACCUCUUUCCAAGUAAGCAGUAAUCUACUGCCUCCGCUGGUGAUUUAUAUGGAUUGCAGUGCCAUCAUUCAAGUAUUCAAAACACCUGCUGACUGCUUUCGCCUGCACUGGAGUCUGGUUCAUGUCAGUGAUUAACUGUUUAUGUGAAACAAACCAGACCCCCUCUUUUAUAUGUGCGUGAUUCAGUGCGUGUGCGCGUCUCCGUAUCUGACUGUCUGUCCUCAGGUCUUGUCAGUUUUCAAUUCAAACAUCAUUUCUUUCAGUCUCUCUACCUCCCUCAUGCUAAAUUAUGCUACUGUCUAUUAUUUUAAAGGAUCACACAUACGUUUUCAUUAUAAAUCCUGUUAUCAUUUGCUGAGGAAAUGAUGACAGGAUUUUGGGUGAACAGAACUGUUAACAAACUAUCUGUCGUCUUUUAUCAAUUUCUCUCACAUUGGCUCUUAAAUAUUCAGGCCCCUGUAAACGGCCCGUGUUGGUUUGCUAUCGUUUGAACUUAUUGGUGGUCCCACUCCCGAUCCACUGUAUCUCCAAUUGCAAUCCAGGUUUUCACUCAGACCCUCAGCUGCAGCACAUUCAGUCACAUUCUCUCUCUCCCACCAACACACUCCUCUUUAUUCCGCUCGAACACAAGAAACAAGUGUUUUAAAAUGCAGAUGCUUGAAGGCCAACGCAUUGUUUACAUAAUCACUAAAUGAUGUUCACAAACCUCACUCCAUUGCCACAUCUGCUUCACUUACACUGUAAGUUAAUGGUUUUAGGAUGCACUGGGGCGGGAGUGGUGCUGCCGUACUAGCCUGAAUAAUCGGACCCGAAACUGAAUUCUGAUCCAAAUUUAAAUGCGGAUCCACCGGUUGACUUUCGAUUUUCUGUUUUCUUUGUGCUCUGGUGGCUCUCUUCCUGUGUUAUUGUGGAUGGUGACCGAGAACACCAUGUGACCCUGACUAACACUUAGGUGAAAAAUAUCCGUCCUCUUUCGUGUUUUUGUUUGUUUGUUUCAGUGGUCUGCAUUUUAGUGAUUUGUGUUGAAAAUGCUUUGCUGCAGUUCCGUUAAAAUGUGAUGAAUCAUGUUUCGUUGGUCCUGACAGAGUGUGCCAAACUUUUGUCGUGAAGGCACGACCUUCGCUAUAACUGUGCUUACUGUACUGAAGAAGAAAAAAACAAAGUGAAGAUGAAAGAUGCAACCUUCUGUGGUUAUUGUUAAAGUAAUCUUGCGAGAUCUAUGAUUCUGAAUUUGCUCCUGUCGUGUGUGGUUGACUACGCCCUAAAUUUUAUUGGUGCUGACUGAUAUCUAACGUUUUUUCUGCUAACUUUCAAAUUAAUGCAAAACCUCUCGUUCUCACUGUGCCUCAGUCGUAGACCAACACCAGAUUGCCUCCACGCAUGUCUAUACACAACCCCCCAGAUCAGGUGUCCUGUUGUUUUCAGAUACUUCAAUGUAUUGUGUGUGGGUCGAUAAGUGGCAUAUUUACCAGAGGUAAACAAAAAAGUCCAUCAGCAAUCAGAUUAAAAAUAUUUAUGUCAAUGUACUUUUCCAAGCAGUUACAGGUCACAAAUGUUUACGUGUUGAUGUUCACGCAACACUCGCUGCAGACUUUUUAAUCUUGUCCGGUUCAGUAUUUUGUCACGUUGCUGCAUGACAUUCCAGAUCUAGAACCCUGUGUGCUGGUUCUGGAACUCAUCUCGGCAGCUUUCGAAUCAGUUUCACCUCUCCGUCUCCUAGUCUUGUCUGCAUGGUUAACAUUAAGCACCACUGAAUCCAGAGACCUUGCGUAACACGCACACACCCAACAAUGACAUCUGGGCUGGCAAUUCUUGCUUAGUCUCUCAAGGUUUGUGAUGGAAUAUUCUUCCUCUUCCUUUUUUAGAGCGCGUAAGACUUGCAAUGAGCUCAGCUGCAGGUGUGACUGUCUCUCGUGGAUAUGGAAUUGUGCGACUGGGAGCCAAGCUGCUUCCUUCCUCAGACACUCAAUCCAAUAGCUUGUCCAGAACAGGAAACACCCCUCAGGUUCGCAGAGUCGAGAAUUCCUGUUAUUAACCGAUGCUGAUCAACCUUAUGAUUAGACAUUAGUUACAAUAUUAGAUACUAAAUUAUAUUGCCAUUUAGUGGACCGAUAUUAAAAUUCAUGUGAACAACUAGCUAUGAAAGGCUUGAAGUGGAAUUUUAGCUCUGAAUUUAUAUGGCUGGUGUCAUCGGAUACACUGAAGUCGUUUCAGGCCGUUUCUAACAAAAAAUAAUAAAACUCAGCAUAACAUCUGUUAUUGCCUCACAAAUGCUUUGUCGGAAAUGGGACUUUGUUGUAUGUUCAGAUAUGCAUACUUGGUGUCUUUCAGUUUGCACUCUUUGAGUUACAGUUCCAACUUUACUAUUUGGCUUUUCAAACCAAGAACCAAUCAGAAGCACCAUUUGGCGUUCCUGUAUACAGAUUGGUUAGAUAUUCAAAACCCCUAUUCGUCAAAAUUAAAUCACCUCCCUCCACACACGUCAGAGAAGCACCGCAGGUUGUUUUUGUUGUUUGUUUGUUUUCAGAAACCCUCCAUUCUGAACUUUCUCUGUUUCAUUUUGAGAACCUGAAGUGCUGCUGUAUCUGUGCUUGAGUCUGGGUUGGUUGGACUGCGUGUGGUCGUGAGGACCGUAGAGUUCAUAAUGCUUCUGUGUGUGAUGUGACCAUUUUGCCUUACAUGUUUUCCAGGACUAAUUAAAGAGCAUAACUAAAAAAAAACA